AUGGAUGGAUGGAAGGAUAAGGUUAUCCACCAAAACCAAGUGGAAAAGCAGCCACAUCGGACUCCAAGAUAUGGAGAUCACAAAUACCCUUCAUCUCCAUUUCUCACCUCUCAACCUUCCUUUAACUCACCCAUCAUUCUUUUUUCAUCGAUCGACACACAGAAGCAAAAAAAAGAAGAAGCAUCAAUGGCCUCCACAUCUGCAGUUUCCAUGGCUAUGCCAUUGACCCACAAGACCGCUCUCCCACUAUCGAACUCCUUCUUUAACCCAUUGACACUCAAGGUUUCUUCGUCUAAGAUAGUGGCUGCACCAUCCAAACGAUUGGUGGUUCAGAGCUCUUUGAAGGAGAAGGCAGUGACGGCUUUGACCGCCGCAGCUCUAACGGCGUCGAUGGUGGUUCCUGAUGUAGCAGAGGCGGCGUCUAGUGUUACUCCGUCGCUGAAUAACUUCUUGCUCAGCAUUGGGGCUGGUGGUGCCGUGCUUGUUGCCAUUUUGGGAGCUGUGAUUGGUGUUUCCAAUUUUGAUCCUGUGAAGCGUGGCUGA
Lactuca virosa is the source of this 543-nucleotide messenger RNA. NCBI's taxonomy places the organism in Eukaryota, Viridiplantae, Streptophyta, Magnoliopsida, Asterales, Asteraceae. The record is from the annotation of a GenBank genome assembly.